This is a messenger RNA of Sander lucioperca (pikeperch), 914 nucleotides long. Its product is annotated as C-type lectin domain family 17, member A-like. NCBI's taxonomy places the organism in Eukaryota, Metazoa, Chordata, Actinopteri, Perciformes, Percidae. The transcript is spliced from 4 exons. The coding region runs from base 75 to 557 and encodes 160 amino acids. The record is from RefSeq and is a predicted model, not a curated record.
AGGGACUACGAUGAUCUGACAGCAGUAAACCAGCAGAGACACAGAGGAACAACUUAACAGAACAAAUACAAAACAUGAAGACAAAGUGGAAUAAACUCAACGUCAGUCGAGCUCAGUGGAGCAUUGAUGCCUACUGCCCCAAAACAAAUAACGGGAGACGAUGUAAAGCUUGUCAGGAGGGCUGGGAACUCACCGAGCCCAGCUGCUAUGAGGUUCAUAACGUUGUUUCUUCUGAUCAGAAAACCUGGGAAGAAGCUCGAGAAGACUGCAGAGGAAAGAGUUCACAUUUGGCUGUUUAUACUAAAGAGGAACAUGGCAUGAUCAGUAAAUACAGCCCAGAUAGUUCAGGAACUGAUGGAUACUGGAUUGGCCUGAGAGCUGAAGGUGGAAUGUGGGAGUGGGUUGAUGGAAGUGAUCCAGCUGUAAAUGACUGGACACAACAAAAUCUUCCUACUGACGGUCAGUGUGUAAUGUCUGUCCAUGAGGCAGAAUGGAGAUCAGUGAGCUGUGCUGAGAAAAAACGAUGGAUCUGCAAAAUGAAGGCUUUAUCUGUUUAAACACUGCAGUCAGACUCUGCAUGAUAAUAUCAACUGACUUGUGAAUAUCAAACGUGUGUUUGUGCUCUGUGUGUUUCUCUCUGCAUCUUUGUUAGAGAUGCAGUGAUUAAAUGUGUUAUACCAGAUUGAUGAAAGGGAACAACUUCUUUAGGAUGUAGGAAGGAUGGCUUUUUUGCACAAGUAUAGAAAAUGGUAAAUUUGCAUAGCUCUUUGAGUAGGCUAAAUGUUUACUGUACAUUUGUCUUUUAAUUGUUUUAACCCUGUGCUUGUUUUGUGUCUGUGUUGUAACUCUUGCAGCAAUGUCUUCCUGUGUCAAUAAUUCAUUUCUCAUUGGGGAGACUAAUAAAGAUACUUUGA